AGAUUUCCUGGAUCAAUUGUUUGGCAUCAUGCCACGUGUGGAGAUCAAAGUCAUUUUAGAUUUCAUGUGCCCAUGGUCCUUUAUUGGACUUCGAUCUAUGCAGCUGGCAAAAGAGCGCUUCAGUGGAUUGGACUUCAAGAUCGAGUUUCUUCCUUUUGAGUUCGAUCCACCUGGAAGAUAUCCAUCAGAUGGUACUGACUGGCAGGAUUACUGCAAAAGCUUUGGUUCAGCAAAGGCAAAGUUCCUCCUUGAAGAAAAGCUUCCACGAGCUUUUGCCAUCGGCAAAGAGCUCGGCAUCCGAUUUCGCCUGGAUCGGAGAAUCGUGCAUACUGUGGAUGUGAACACCGCCUUGCUGGUGGCACAGGAGCACGGUGUCGCCGAAGAGUUUGCGGCCUCGACUUUGGCCGCACACUUCGAAGGCUUAGAGAAUCCCAAUGAUCUCAAAGCUCUGACGAAGCGCUUCGAGGCACUCAAUGUGGCACCAGAGAAGCUUUUGGAAGCAUUGAAAGAUCCAGACAAGGAGCUGCGGAAUUGGCAACGAAGCCAAGAGCUUCGGCCAUUCCUGCGGAGUGGAGUUCCUCAAUUUGAGCUGCAGGUGGGCCCACGAACCAAAAGUACUUCGAUGAGAUCUUUGAGAAAUGCAUGAAUUACCACCUCGAGCUUUGAUAAAGAACACGAAGCUGUUUCAGUCCAUCCAGGCUUCACGGCUUCUUCCGAGACACGGUCUCGUCGGUCCUGGUCGAUGACCGCGGCGGACGAGGAGAGGAUGGAGAGGUGAAGACCGCAAGGAAGCCCUCACGAUGAGACGCGGGCGGCUCCCUCUCAGCAAAUUUGCCUCAGGGUUCGGAUUCUGCCAUGGUGGAGAUGGUCAUGUUCCACCAGCUUCGAGAAAUUCGGACAGCACAAAGAUACAAAACACCUGACUCUCAAGCAUUUUCCAGAUCGUGU
Durusdinium trenchii is the source of this 948-nucleotide messenger RNA. Lineage: Eukaryota; Dinophyceae; Suessiales; Symbiodiniaceae. The record is from the annotation of a GenBank genome assembly.